UGGAUUCGUAAACAAAACCUAGAGAAUUAACUUUAUUGGAAGUUUCGAUGUCUUUGGACCUCCUUUCUAGGCUAAAAAAGUAUAUUCACGAUGAAGGAAACUCUGUGCUGAAUUCUAUAUAUACAGACUGUCAAAAUGCUGGGUUGUCUAACGCUGUCAAUCAUGUUAUUGAUACACUUCUAUUAGGGACUAGCUCUAGUUUCGACGAUGACUGCAUUGAAAAAUUGUUUGCGAUUUGUCUGCAUUUCUGCGACUUAUCUUCAUCUACGAAGAAUAAAAUCUAUGAUUUAUUGACGAGUAUUAUCGGUUCUGAAACAGCCGUGCUUGAAGACAUGAUCGUUGCAAAUGCUACAGAUUAUUUUGUUCCACAAACAAACUUGGAAUCUAUGGGAAUAGCUUUUCAGCUUACUAUCAAAUCCCUUUCAGAGAGUAAUCAACUCAGUAUCAUACAAGCUUCCUCUAGCAGCUCUAGGGAUAAAAAGAAAAAUAUAUCACAACAACAGAACUCUACUUGGAAUGGAUUGGCUCAUGUGAAUGCUUUCCUUGACUCUGUCAGUAAUCUUUUCCACAAAAAGCUAUCUCGAGUGUGGACAACGUCUUCUGAGAGGGAUAUGUUUCUUUCUCUCUUUCUAAAGCCAGUCUAUACUUUGAUGGAAAGCGAUAUUAAUAUCAAAAACAGCGCUUUAAGAGUGCGAAUUUUUGACCUUAUAAGUCUUGCCGUGAAGUAUCACCACCAAACUGCUGCUGCCGAAACCAGGAUUAUACAAAGUCUUCAAUAUUUUGAGCAUUUAGCUGAAUAUUUAGCAGAUUUAGUCCAUCUUACUACAGCAAGAUACGAAUUUUCUCCUUUGGCUGAAGGUAUUCUUCAUACCCUUUGUUCUUUGGAAUUUAGUGAAAACGACGUAAAAGGACCUAAGCAAGUAUCUCUCUUUCUAAUCCAUCUCUCUUCUUUAUUGCCGAAUUUAUGUUUUAAGCAAUUAACUUUGUUGUCAAAGUUAUUAGAUUCUGAAUCCUACACGCUUAGAUGCGCCAUUGUUGAAGUGAUCGGGAACGUUAUUCUCGACCUCAUCCAGGAUGAUUCAGAAGAAGAUAAUACUGAGUCAAUUUCAUCGAACGUCCAAAGUAUCCUCGAAGUUUUGGAGGACAGAUUAUUGGACAUCAGUCCAUAUUGUCGUACAAAAAUCCUUCAAGUAUUUGUUCGUAUUUUCGAGUUACCUAUCAAGUAUCCUCAAAAGCGACAAGCAAUUGCUGAACUUACUAUUCGUUGUAUGCAGGAUCGUUCCAGCCAUGUCCGAAGAAACGCAAUUCGACUCUUCUCAAAGCUAUUAACCACUCAUCCAUUUUCUGUAAUGCAUAAUGGUUUACUUACAAGAAGUGUAUGGGAAGAGGGUCUCAAUUUUGUUGAAGAGCAGUUGCGUUCAUUACAACCGAAACGCAUCGUCACAAGCACUGAUUAUGAAAGUAGUGUUGAUGAAAAUUUACUCGAAGAUGCUACUAUGAUACGUGAUGAAGAGGAUAAUGUAUCUAUGGAUUUAGAAAGCAGUCAAGAAAAAGAUUCAUUGAAUGCUUAUGCUGAUUCUGUUCCUGCCGAAGAUAUCGUCAAAAUAAACUUAACCAAACGCUUUUAUGUUGAAGCACUGAAGUUUAUAGAUACCUUGGAAGAAGGCGCAAAAAUAAUCAGUCAACUUUUAUCGGCGAAAAAUAAGAGCGAGGUUAUUGAAGCUAUGGAUUUUUUUGUUUGUUGCAGUUCCUUCUAUCUAUCUUUUGCGAAAAAAUAUAUUAAACGUAUGAUUCACUUGAUAUGGGUGAAAGGGACUUCUGAUGAAGGUAAUAGUAUACAAAAUCAUGUUUUAAGCUGUUAUAAAACAUUAUUUUUCCAACCCCCUCCUGGCAGCGAUGCGAAUGAUCGUGCCAACUAUAUGGCCAGGAAUUUGAUAGCUCUGACUUACGAUUCCAGUCUUGCUGAAUUAACGUCACUUGAACAAAUGCUUUCCAUCUUAAUGAAGCAAGACUAUUUCCCACCGCUGGUUGUUACUAAACUAUGGCAAGUUUAUAGUUAUGUAAAGAAGGAUAUUUCAAGGACGCAACGUCGUGGUGCGAUAAUUGUUUUGAGUAUGCUUGCACUCGGCAAUAACGAGAUUAUUAUUCAAGGUUUGGACUACUUGGUUCAAAUUGGGCUUGGUGUUCCUGGCUUGGACGAUUUAGUCCUUGCUCGAUACAGUUGUAUAACCAUUAAAAGAUUAGCAAAAACUUCUUCCACUUCUUCAGCUAUUACAUUCCCGAAUUCCCAUGUUGUCUGUCAGAAACUUUGCAUGCUCCUGUUGAGACCUUCGACAUCUGAUGAAUGGUUUGGGCUUCAAGAGCAGGUUGUCGACGCCAUUUAUGCAAUUUCGAAACACCCUGAUGAACUUUGUACAAACGUGAUUAUUUUACUAACCAAAAAUUUAUUUGAUGGAACGAAAGCAGCUGAGCACAAUAACGAGGAUGCCAUGGACGAAGACGUCAAUAUACCAGAACAGGAGAAAAAUGCUUCUACACAGUUUGCUCAUCUUAUAUUUGUUGUUGGGCAUGUUGCUAUUAAACAACUUGUUUACAUUGAGUACUGCGAAGCUGAGUUCAAAAGAAGAAAAGCAGAUGCCGAGAAAAAUCCCACUGAAUCCAAUGAUAAAAGUGCUAACGAAUCCGAGUUUGAUUUAAUUACUGGUACAAGUGAAGAUGAUUUUGCCGAAGCUAUGACAUUCAUUCGUGAAAGAGAAUUGUUAUAUGGAGAAAAUUCAUUAUUGUCUCGUUUUGCUCCUUUGGUAGUAGAAGUUUGUUCACAUCAUACGGGAUCUCAUAAUGAUAGUUUGUUGGUCGCCUCUUCGUUGACAUUAGCGAAGUUUAUGUGCUUAUCAAAUAACUUUUGUAUGGAGAAUUUGCCAUUGCUUAUAACAAUAUUGGAAAAAUGCGAGAAUCCAUUAAUUAGAAACAACCUUGUCAUUGCCUUGGCGGAUUUGACAGUUUGCUUUAACCAUUUUAUUGAUGAAAUUUCCGAGUUUCUAUACCGAAGACUGUUGGAUCCAGAUCCAUCAGUGAAAAAAACUUGCUUCAUGACUCUUGCAUUCCUUAUUUUGGCUGGCCAAAUUAAAGUUAAAGGGCAACUGGGUAUCAUGGCACGGUCACUAGAGGACGAAGAUGCUCGAAUUGCUGAUUUAGCUAGGAUGUUCUUUACUGACUUUUCAGCUAAAGAUAACUCUGUGUAUAAUAAUUUCAUUGACAUUUUCAGUGUUUUAUCUAAAAGUUCUGAAGAUCAAGACGAGGAAGAUACGAAAUUUAAACACAUCGUCAGAUUCUUGAUGUCCUUUAUUGAAAAAGAGCGUUAUACGAAACAAUUAACAGAGCGUCUGGCUGCACGUUUACCUCGUUGCAAGAGCCAACGGCAAUGGAAUCAUGUUGCUUACGCACUUUCUUUAUUACCGCACAAGUCAGAUGAAGUGCAAAAGCAGUUAGAUGAUGGUUUUCGGACUUGAGUUUAAUAUGGAUAAAAGCAGAUAAUUUGGUCAUUAAUGACUUAUGUAUAGUAAUAUUAUAAAGAUUCGAUCUCUCGA
Molecule: messenger RNA, 3587 nt
Organism: Schizosaccharomyces cryophilus OY26
Lineage: Eukaryota; Fungi; Ascomycota; Schizosaccharomycetes; Schizosaccharomycetales; Schizosaccharomycetaceae
Product: condensin complex non-SMC subunit Cnd1
Exons: 3
Coding region: 48-3509 (1153 amino acids)
Biological process (GO): mitotic chromosome condensation; meiotic chromosome condensation; mitotic cell cycle
Cellular component (GO): nucleus; condensed chromosome, centromeric region
Molecular function (GO): histone binding
Source: RefSeq, a predicted model, not a curated record